Epinephelus lanceolatus (giant grouper) is the source of this 2532-nucleotide messenger RNA. Lineage: Eukaryota; Metazoa; Chordata; Actinopteri; Perciformes; Serranidae. The record is from RefSeq and is a predicted model, not a curated record.
AUCAGGAGCGGAACACCUGUGUGUCAGUUACAGGGGAGGACACAACCUUCUGAGCUGUCCAAGGCUGGAGACUUUGUCUUAGGUGGCAUUUUCACCUUGCGCACUGGGUACAGAGGCAGUGUGCCCAGCUUUCAAACCUCACCCGACCCUCCAACAUGCCUGCACAUCAACGUAAGAGAAUUCAAAUUUGCCCAGACCAUGAUCUUUGCAAUUGAAGAAGUAAAUCAAAAUCCUGCUAUUCUUCCCAACCACACUCUGGGCUACAAGAUACACAACUCCUGUGGAAUGACAAAAAUUAUAAAGUCUGCCAUAGAUUUAGCCAGCGGGCAGAGGGAGGUCAUAAAAGAGAAGAACUGUACAAAGGCUGACACUGCACAGGCUGUACUAGGCCACUCUGGCUCUGCACCCACAGUGGGAUUUGCUCGAAUUUUAGGAAGGUUCAGGAUACCAGUGCUCAGCCACUUUGCAACCUGUGCAUGUCUCAGCAACAGAGAGGAGUUUCCAUCCUUCUUCCGAACUAUCCCCAGUGAUCUCCACCAGAGCAGAGCCCUGGCGAAGCUGGUCAAGCACUUUGGCUGGACCUGGGUAGGGGCAAUAAGCAACAAAAACGACUAUGGUAUUAACGGGAUUGCCACAUUUAUACAAGCUGCACAAGAAGAGGAUGUGUGUGUAGAGUAUCAUGUGGCAUUUGAGCAAACAGGUCCUCUUCAUGAGUUAUCAAAAGUAGUUGAAACUGUGAAGUACUCCACCUCUAAAGUCAUUGUGGCAUUCAUGUCUCACAGAGAAGUGAAUGUGUUGGCGACUGAGUUGUACAAACAGAACAUAACAGGACUGCAGUGGGUUGGCAGUGAUGCCUGGAUCACAGAUCACUCUCUGACUGACAGUGAGGGACACAGCAUCCUCGUGGGCUCGCUAGGCUUCACUGUCAGCAAAGCUCAGAUCCCGGGGCUGGAGGAGCACCUGAGGCAGCUCCACCCCUCACAGUUUCCUGACAGUCAGUUUGUCAGAGAUUUCUGGGAAGACGUGUUUGACUGCACUCUGAAUGAUACUGCAAACACACAAAGAAAGCUGUGCAGUGGCAAUGAGAGCUUGCAGAAUGUUGAAUCAUAUUUCACAGAUGUUUCUGAGCUGAGAUUCACUAAUAAUGUGUACAAGUCAGUUUAUGCAGUGGCUCAUGCUCUCCACAGCCUGGUCACAUGUGAAGAGCAGAGAGGCCCCUUCUUAAAUGGGAGCUGCACUGAUACUACAAACAUUCAACCAUGGCAGGUGCUACAUUACUUACAGAAUAUCAACUUCACAACAAGUCAGGGGGAAAGAGUGAUGUUUGACCAAAAUGGAGAUUCACCUGCAAGAUAUGAGCUCAUAAAUUUACAACAAGUGACCUCAGGGACCAUGCAUGUUUCCACAGUUGGGAUUUUUGAUGUCACUCUGCCCCCUGAGCGUCAGUUUAUAAUGAAUGGCAUGAAGAUAGUGUGGGGAAGAGAAAGUCACACGGUGCCUGUGUCAGUGUGCAGUGAGAGCUGCCCCCCAGGAAAACGCAAAGUCCUGCAGAAAGGAAAACCUGUUUGCUGUUAUGACUGUAUACCAUGUGCAGAGGGAGAAAUCAGUAACAUCACAGACUCUAUAGAGUGCUUCAAAUGUCUCUUUGAUUAUUGGCCGAAUACCAGAGGAGACACUUGCAUCUUAAAGGAAAUUGAAUUUCUGUCUUACGCAGAGAUCAUGGGGAUCAUUUUAACAUUUUUUUGUUUGAUGGGGGCGAUUUUGACAGCUAUGAUAGCAUUAGUGUUCUUUCACUUCAGAGAAACUCCUAUUGUGAGGGCCAACAACUCUGAGCUGAGCUUCCUGCUGCUCUUCUCCUUGACUCUGUGUUUCCUGUGUUCUCUGACCUUCAUCGGCCGGCCCUCUGAGUGGUCCUGCAUGCUGCGACACACAGCAUUUGGCAUCACCUUUGUUCUCUGUAUCUCAUGUGUACUAGGAAAAACAAUAAUAGUGUUAAUGGCCUUAAAAGCAACACUUCCAGGUAGUAAUGUAAUAAAAUGGUUUGGGCCUGCACAGCAGAGGCUCAGUGUUCUGGCUUUCACUCUCGCACAGGUUUUAAUUUGUAUACUUUGGCUGACCAUCAACCCUCCAUUUCCCUACAAAAAUAUGAACCACUAUAAGGAUAGGAUUAUACUGGAGUGCGCUUUGGGAUCACCUGUAGGAUUCUGGGCUGUACUAGGAUACAUAGGACUCUUAGCUGUGUUAUGUUUUGUACUUGCUUUUUUGGCUAGAAAUUUACCAGACAAUUUCAAUGAAGCUAAAUUCAUCACCUUCACCAUGCUGAUAUUCUGUGCAGUCUGGAUCACCUUUAUUCCAGCAUAUGUCAGCUCUCCUGGGAAGUUCACAGUGGCUGUGGAGAUAUUUGCUAUAUUGGCCUCCAGUUAUGGCCUUCUUCUCUUCAUUUUUAUCCCCAAAUGUUAUGUUAUUUUACUGAGGCCUGAACAAAAUACCAAAAAGCAUGUAAUGGGCAAAACAAAAGAUAUUCACUAUUAA